Messenger RNA from Dacryopinax primogenitus, 805 nucleotides. RefSeq lists its product as uncharacterized. NCBI's taxonomy places the organism in Eukaryota, Fungi, Basidiomycota, Dacrymycetes, Dacrymycetales, Dacrymycetaceae. Bases 23 to 805 code for a protein of 260 amino acids. The transcript is spliced from 3 exons. The record is from RefSeq and is a predicted model, not a curated record.
CUUCACUUGGCCAUUCCAAGAUAUGGUGGCAGGCGACAAGCCCGACGAGUCGGUAACGGAGCUUCAGAUAAUUGGUGCAGGGAUGCCUCGAACUGGGACGGCUUUGUUGCACGCAGCACUCAUGAUCCUUGGAUUCGGACCAUGUCAUCAUGGAUCUACUCUUCCCACAUGUCCUGAGCGCAGCAUCAUGUAUCUUCAUACCGUCGGCAGCAAAUCGACGGACUUCCGGUCACUGAUGUCAGGUUUUCGUGCGACAGUUGACAGUCCCGGGUGCGAUUUUGUCCCAGAACUGAUGGCCGCGUUUCCCAAUGCGAAGGUUGUCCUUUCUCUGCGCGAUUCACCCAACGCCUGGUGGAAGUCGUUCAGUGAGACGGUAUAUGAAACGUCAUUCCCGUCGUAUCAACUACUGGUGUAUCCCAUCCCAUUCAUGCGCUACCAGUUCCGCGUCGUCACCGCGCUUCUCAACAAGAAAUGGUUGCCCCGGUACGGGGUCAAGGCUGGGCCCGAGGUGUACGUCCGCCACAACGAGUUCAUCCGGAAGAUUGUACCACCCGAGCGACUCCUCGAGUUUAACGUCAAGGAAGGUUGGGAGCCUCUGUGCAAGUUCCUGGGCGUGCCCGUACCCGACGUACCUUUCCCACAUACGAACGAUUCGGCCACAGUGAAGGCCAAUAUUCGUAUGGCUAAACUCAUGGGUCUUGCCUGCUGGAUUGGAAUCCUCACGGUGGCAGGCGGAGCGUAUUACUGGGGCGUGAAUGAGGGAGGUUGGAAAGCGGUGGCUGGUUUCAUUGGCAAGUUCCUCUAA